Eriocheir sinensis (Chinese mitten crab) is the source of this 321-nucleotide messenger RNA. Its product is annotated as tubby-related protein 4-like. Bases 67 to 321 code for a protein of 84 amino acids. The record is from RefSeq and is a predicted model, not a curated record. Lineage: Eukaryota; Metazoa; Arthropoda; Malacostraca; Decapoda; Varunidae. The transcript is spliced from 4 exons.
CUCAUAUGCUACCAGGACGGGUUUGUGCUGGUUGGCUCCGUGGCGGGUCAGCGGUACUGGUCGUCCAUGCUCAACCUGCAGAGCACCAUCACCUCGGGUGUCUUCACCCCCGAGGACCAGCAGGUGUACUUCGGCACCACGUCGGGGCUGGUGAUCGUGAUGGACGUCCACGGUGCCAUGGUGUCUCAGGUGCCGCUGCUGGACGACACCGCCAUCACGCACCUCGCCUGGUCCUGCCCAAAAUUCAAGAUGGAGGAAAAUGACGAGGCGACGGGCACGGCGAAGAGCGGUGAGCAGGGGGGGGAGGGAUUACCUUUCUAA